Colletotrichum truncatum is the source of this 2679-nucleotide messenger RNA. RefSeq lists its product as uncharacterized. The record is from RefSeq and is a predicted model, not a curated record. Lineage: Eukaryota; Fungi; Ascomycota; Sordariomycetes; Glomerellales; Glomerellaceae. Gene Ontology annotation, molecular function: protein binding.
AUGCAAUUUUCUCAGUCAUCGCUUCUGCAGUCAUUGAUUGGCGUGGCAUAUGCAACCAAGUCUGGCGAAUCCGAAAUAGCGCCAGUUGAAGCAUGGAUAUAUUCGGUAGAGGCUCUGGAUAAACAAGCCUUUGAUAGUUGGUGGUUUGCGCUUGAAAAGAGCUUGAAUAAACACCUCACAAGCGCAAAGCAGGUCCAGAUCGCAAGUUUGGCUGUUCUGGUGUCAUUCCUACGCGAGUCCUCUCGCAAUAACCUGAAUAUCUCCUACCAGGAUCUUAAGCAAUGCUGGGAUAUUAUUCGCAAAGUGUCAGCCGUGUCCAGCAUCAGCCCCUCCGAAGGCCUUCUCACAGCGUAUCGUAGUUCGCAGGGCUUCUUAGUCAUUCCUCUAUGCAGCUUAGUCAAAGAAGGAGAUAAUGAGGAACUCAUCCGUCUUCAUGUCUGGUUGCCAGAUGAUGAAAGAGGAAACCCCGACUACUCCGUUCGUUCGAAUCAGUCCUUGGUACAGAGCUGGGUUCUUGCAGGCGAAAGUCGAAGCUACCACUACAAAGUCGAGCCUGUAGUCGGUAUCAAAGAAGCGACUCAUGCAAAGUUCUCCUUAGCCUCCUCUGGAAACAGCACAAGUGAACACAACGCAGCAGAUAGAGCGCAUCCGACACACUCUAUUAUCGCGAACACCGGCGAGCUUGUCAUAAUAACAGAAAAGGCGUCGUACCUACAUGAGAGAAAUACCUCCUACUCUAUCCCGGCAGCUACAUUCUACAGCUCUUAUGUGAGGCCCGACAGCUUGCAUGCCGCGUUCUGUUUUUUUGAUGCAAACCAGAGCUCAGUCGAAGAGACUAGCGUUCUAGGCCCCCCUGACGAAGACUCCUACAAGGAUUCACCUGAGCCUUCCAACAUUACCCCUACUCAGCUCAUAGAGCAUGUCGAUGCCGUUCGUGCAUGGGAGUUGUUGAUAGAGGAGAGCCGAAGACAUGCGCAGAAAGCCGAAUGGGAAGAUGCGCUUCGAGUCUUGAAUAGCGCUCUCAGUCUCAGCAUUACCAAUAAAAGUUUGCCAAAUGCAAAGCUUUAUGAGCACCUUGUCUUGGGCGAACUAGGAAGUAUCAAUAGGAGAUUUGGCAGAUAUGCGGCUGCCAAACAUUACUUGGAAAAGGGCAUCGAUGGUUUGAAGCCCUGCAUCCAGCGGGUUGAAUUUAGCGGUGAGCUGGGAGUUACGUAUCGACAGAUGGGUUUUCUCAAGGACGCAAUAAACGCCUUCACACAACAAUACAAUAUAGCAAAGGAACUGGGUUCUGACCGCGAGAUAUGCCGAGCCAUUGGCAAUAUGGGUAUGGUCAACUACCAGUUAUCUCAAAGAAAAAAGGACAAAGAGUUGCUGGAUUUGGCUAUGAGGCAACUCCAAGAAAGAGUAGACCGUUCAGAGAGACUGCUCAAGACCACAAGUCGUGAGGCGGACAGUCCAAGCACAAGGCAUUGGCUGAAGGUGGCGAACACUUGGAAGACAAUUGGCCUCUGCAGGCUUUCCAUAUGUCAUUGUGCUCUCGGAAAUAUUCAAGAGGCCCUGCAAAACUCGGAAAAGGCCCUUUGGAUGACAAUAAAUUCUGACGAUGCCACUGUCAAAGCCAUGACCCGUUUUUUCCACGGAAAAGCUCUACUCAUGGCUGGAAGAAAGAAAGAAGCAUUGAACCUCUUCAAUAUCCAAGGAACGUGCUCGCCUGCAAUCGCGUUUGCUAAAGAACCUUCAGAAGAGCACCGUGAAUAUUUACAAGAGCUCGUUGAUAAUGGCGCAGAUUUAUGCAUUGUGGAUGAGCAAGGAUACACAGCAAUCGAUCAUGCUGUAUUCAACGGAGAUACGAUGGCGGAAAACAUCAUCUUAAACGGCCUCCGAAAAAGCGCGGAGGAAAACAUCAAUCAAAUACAGGCUGAGGCAAGACUUCGGAAAGGAUAUCGCGAACUGUUCCAAGAAAGGCUGCGUCCUGUGCUUCUCAGCGGAGGCCAAGACGUCUUAUCAAAUCUGCGAAAAGCUUAUGCAGAUGCACUCAAGGCUGAUGAAACGAUGAAGGCCAUGUUUGAUGGUCUCAAAUUCAUGUGGUAUUCCCAAUUUCGUGAUUUUAACAGACUACCACGGUCGAAUGAUGGUUUGGCCCGAGAGUUUAACUCUUCUUUCAACGAAAACGCCGAAUCGCCAGCAGAAAAGGUAGUAUUCAUAUCAUACCGCUGGAUCAACAGGGAGCCGGGAGCGAAGACCCCUGAUGAUGCAAAACAUACGCAAUAUCGGCGAAUGAUCAACGCGAUCGAGGAAUAUCUAAAGAUAAACCCUUCAGUCGACAGAGAGCGACUCGGUAUAUGGAUGGAUCACGCUUGCGUCGACCAAGACGAUCCCAAUGCUGGUGUUGCGGCACUUCCGAUGUUUCUCGCUCAGUGUGAUGCAAUGAUAAGUCUCUACGAUGACCAGUACUAUGAUCGUGCUUGGUGUGCAGUUGAAGUGAUCAUGAUAGAGACUUUGAGGUCUUCUUACGGUAUUCAUCAAUGGUAUGAGCAUAUCGAAGAGCGUGCCGGAGAUGACUGCAGGCUGAGAGAGGCCGAGGAUCGCCAAUUGAGCAUGGAGAACAAGAUUCUUACCUUUGAAACAGACAGACCCAAGGUUUUGUUCCUAGAGAGGCAAAGCAGACUGUUAAGAUGA